AUGGAUGCCAAGAUCGUCGCCGUGCUGGCCCUGGUGCUGGCGGCGCUCUGCCUCAGCGACGGGAAGCCCGUCAGCCUGAGCUACAGAUGCCCUUGCCGAUUCUUCGAGAGCCACGUUGCAAGAGCCAACGUCAAGCAUCUCAAAAUCCUCAACACUCCGAACUGCGCCCUUCAGAUCGUGGCCAAGCUGAAGAACAACAACAGACAAGUGUGCAUCGACCCCAGGCUGAAGUGGAUUCAGGAAUACCUGGAGAAAGCUUUAAACAAGAGGCUCAAGAUGUGA
Molecule: messenger RNA, 282 nt
Organism: Pipistrellus nathusii (Nathusius's pipistrelle)
Lineage: Eukaryota; Metazoa; Chordata; Mammalia; Chiroptera; Vespertilionidae
Source: the annotation of a GenBank genome assembly